Molecule: messenger RNA, 542 nt
Organism: Balaenoptera musculus (blue whale)
Lineage: Eukaryota; Metazoa; Chordata; Mammalia; Artiodactyla; Balaenopteridae
Product: translation initiation factor IF-2-like
Exons: 4
Coding region: 1-534 (177 amino acids)
Source: RefSeq, a predicted model, not a curated record
AUGACUCUCGAAGGCGGCGCGGCCCCUCCCUCCUUCCCGACGCGGGCCCCCUCCCUGCGUCCCGGGCCGCCGCGUCCCGGCUCCGACCUGCCGGGAGGGGAGGUCCCUCCCGGGGAUCCGCGCCCCGCCGCCCCGGGACCGCCCCUCGGCCCGCCCGCUCCCCUCUCAGGUGCCGCUGGCCGGGAGGCGGGCGCCGCCCGCGGCCACCGGGCCCGGGAGCGGGAGCCGGACUCCAGCCCCCUGUCCCGACGGGCCGCGGCCUCCGCGGGCCAGGCUCUGCCAGCUCCUCCCGCGUGUGGAAUCCUACGGAGAAUAGAAGCCAAACAGGUCUCUGCUUCCCCAUUCCGGGGCUACCCUGGGUCAGCUUCCAGCUCAAAUCAGAGCCCCACGCCAGAGAGAAGGGCUUCUAACCAGCUGCUGCGUCUCCCCCUGCUUGUGUGCCCUUCCAUACCCAUCGCUCAAGUUCCACUGGACCUUUCCUCAUCCAAAGGGCACUGGAAAUUCAAGAUGCCUAAGAGGAAGAAGAGAAAUUGACUAGAAAC